UUUGCAAAUCGCCUUUUCUCUGCCAGGGGAUCACCAGUGUCACAGGCUGUGAACCAAUGUGGAACCGGCUCCCGAACAGGUUUUUCCUCAGUUUCUUUCUCUCUUUCUGUGUCAUUUGCUCUUCCUCUCCCUCCCAUCGUUCCUCAGGUAGUUGAUGCUGUCACCCAAUCCAACUGCCGGCGACUCCCAGCCCUCACAGUGACUCAACGUGCGACUCACGGAGCAAAGAGGAGAUGACAUCAUCGACUGGCUGGCUGGCAAACAGCCACCAGAGAACCUCAGGCUUCACCUGACUGCCUUGGGCCUCCUGUUCUCUGACCUCGCCUGGUUAAUCUGUCAGUGUAAAGGAAGGACCCUUUUCACACCUGCGGAGAGCUCCUCACUGAAGCACUGGACCGGGAAAGCCUUUGAGGACAAGGCGACAGUGGCAUUGGGGUCGGAUACAGAGCGGCUUCAUCUGAAAGGAUUGAGUGUGGUGAAGGGAAGAGGUUCAGGCCGACUUGAUUAUCCUGAAGAACUAUUUUAUUUUUGACAGUUGGAGUUCUUCUCUGGCUCUCGUGUUUACGGAAGGCGCCGUCUCCAGAGACUCCAUUUUUGUGUCGGGGUUGAAGCACCAUGAUCUUCCCUAGCUGUUGAACAAGCCUUAUCAUGUCACAAAGGAUCCUAUCGGCUUUACAAGCAGCAGUCAGAGCGUAGCUUUUCCGAGCUGCCUGUUUGUGUGGGUGUCAAAAGAGUCUGGUUGUUACGCCAAAAGAAAGUUGAAGACGAGAUGCUCUUAGGAUUUACCUCUUUGUGAGAGCCACACAUUGAUCGACAGACGAUUGGAGCAGGAAAUAAAGACAAAUACGUCCUUCAAACACUAACUUUUUUAAGUGUAUCACAACAAAGCUUGCCAAGAUGCCACUAAGGACCACUUUUCGGAAGCAGUAUUCAGGGAGAUGGAGAUUGAACUCAAAGCACCGGGAGGUGUUGUCCGUCAACAUGAUCAGCCUACCCUUGGCCGAUUUCCGGCACGUCUCCCACAUUGGAAACAACGCCCACACGGACAGCUUUGGGGACCUUUCCUUCUUAAAAAAGGGCCACAGCCUCCUCUUAAAAAGCUCUCAAAGUGAGCAGAACCUCUUUCUGGCCUGCUCGCCGCCCCCCAAGCCCCCUCGCCUCAACCUGGACGAGGAGGCCCCUGGGAACCCGGGGUGGGACGGGGCACGCCAUGCCCCCCAGAAGAGGAAGAAGUGCAGCUCUCUGCCCCUGCUGGACACCGAGGAGAUGGAGGAGGAGAUGGACGGCAUGAUGGAGUACCAGCACAGGGCCUCCAACCUGAGGCACAGUCCCAGCCAAGGCAGCCUGAGCUCAGAGCGCGACAGGGACUCCAGCGCCACCUGUUCGGAGGAUGUGGCCAGUCAGCCGAAGGAGGAGGAUAGCAGCCUCUCCUUCAGCCUGGAUCUUGGUCCUUCUAUCCUUGAUGAUGUUCUCCGGGUGAUGGAGAAUCUGCACCAUUGAUGGAGAGGACUAUUUCUUUAAUGUAUUUGUCCUAUCAGUGUGAUUCGAUGUCGCUGUACAAACUGAAUGUAUCUAUCUAAUAUUUUGGGAUAAUGUCAGAUUCUAAUAAUGGAAUGUUUUUUUUUCCCAUUUCAAAGUAAAGGACUUUAUGAACAAAAAGUCCACCGCACAGAAGUCGCUCUGGUUCUGGUAUAGAGUUUUGCCCUUCCAGAGCAGACUGUGGACAAUUUAUGUUACCCUAGGAUGAAUAAACCACAUGUUACAUGGCUGCAGCUUAGUGUAUGUGAAGCAAGCGUGCAAAGAAAAAGCAUUAACUUUAACGCAAGAAAUGGUGCAAAAGAAUGCAUACUUGUGGACCAACAACAUUGGUGGAACUAGUGUGAUCUUGUAUCGUAAAACCUAUAAUAAUCACUGGUUGUGAGAUCCGACUAGGUGCAACUGCCAAAUGCACAUCAGGUGUGGGGUUUCCCCAGGGGGGGGAGGGUCCAAGGGCCAGGCCCAGGCAGCAGAAACAAGUCUACACAAAACAGAGUCUGCGGUCUAUUUGUUGUCGUUGUCUGUGAUCCUCAGAACUGUUCAAACAUAAACCCAAUCACCCGUGGAGACGUGAGCUCAAACAAAUAAUAAAAAGUUAAUGUUCUUCUAACAUAACCCGCUACAGCGGAAGAGGCUGUUAAUAGGUGAGCUCCUUUAUUCAUCACCUCCAGCCCGUCUGCACAGAGCCAAGAGGAUUGUUGUGACUCCAGGCUGUCAUUUUUAAGUAACCGUAGGAAGCAUGCGGACGGAAUGCGAGGCCCACGAGUGAUGUCUUUUUCUCUCGGCGUCCUUGCCAUUCCAACGUGUGCCUGGGGCAAUUACUCCUCUGCACGCACCCCAGAGGCCCCACUCAAAGGUAGACCAAGGUACCCCCCCCCAGUUUCCAACCUCAACAACACAGUGAAAACAAACAUUUACCUCUGCUUCCAAUAAAAGGCAGCUGCUGGUGGCAGCUCGGGCCUCAACCCAAACCAGGCCUCAGGCCCAAGACCUGAGGCAAAAAGAAAAAUAUCAAGAAGGCUGUUUUCUUAGCUGUGAGUCGGUGUCCCAUGCUCUUGUGAGUGGCACGAGAGAGGGAAAGUGGUAAGGGGUAAUGCGAUACUUCCACAUGUGCAGGGGGCCGUGGUGGGAGGGAGACCAGAGACAUCCAUUGCUACAAGCAGGAUCUCUGAUGAGGGAUUAAACACUACCUGCUGAACAAACACCACCAAAAUAAAAAAAGGAUGGAUUCACGCACGCACAUGUGAAAGGACGGGCAUUCAGAGGCCCUUUUGCCUUAUCGACACCCGACGUGCAGACUUUUCAGUCGAUUCAGGUGCAGAAUCGGCCAGACCCUUAGCACAGACAGUGAUGGAGACUGUUCCCGAGGAGCUGUCACGACAGCCGCAUGCAGUGUUAGUUCCCUCCUGGGGUCUUGUCGAAAGACCCACCCCCAGUGGUGCGCCCCCCUGAUGGAGGUCAAGUGACAGACUUGGAUUUGAUGCAAAACCCAAUGGACACAUUUGUUGGUGUGUUUGUACUUUACAUCUCUCUAUCGCUCCAUGAACCGAAUUCUGCUCGUUGUACUUUUUUCUUUUACCCAUAACCCGUUGGGAACAUUCCUGCAUUUGAAUCUGUACCACUUUUAUAUUUUUGAAAAUAAAGAAAACAAUCUUUCGAAUUCCAAGAUAUGUGGUUUUGGGGAAGGAGCUGUUUUGAACAAUAUUUUAGAGACCUCGUCUCCUGUUGUUUACAUAAGCUGUGUGCUCGACUGACAUUAGCUUGGACUUCUAACACUGAGUUGCUUCUAAGCAUGUCCUAGGAUUUGUAGUAAAGCUACAAGCCCCGGAUUGGUAGAAAUGUGGCUGGCUUGCCCUUUAGUGCACUCAGAUAUCUAGGAGGUGGCGUUCAAUGACAAACUAGGGUGUGGCUGGACUGUUUAUUCACACUACAACUCACCACUCCUCCUACAAUGUCUCGACAGACUUGUUCUGGAUGAAUGAAACCUGACAGUUAUUCAAAUUGUCCGACAUGUCUACACCUGUAAGAGAACGUGUACCUGUUAAACGGCUCAAAUCAAUAGCUGUAAGCAUUUUCACUUCAAAAGUUAAUUGCCUGAUAUAUGCCAUUUCUACAUAAAAACAAAUAUGAAAGAUUGUCGUUUUUCAAAAAACCUAUAUACCGGUAAAUAUUUUAAAUGCAAAGUAUGUCAAAUGAACAAAUGAAAGUCAUGAAAUUAUGGUAAUUCUGUUUAUGUAUUCACAUGAAUGGAAUAAUGUUUCAUCAAAUUCACUUUUUAUUCUUCUUUACAAAUGUCAUAGGUGUAAACCGAUAUAGCCAGCCUAUGUGUGCUAAACCUAUGGUUGUAACAAGAGGAGAUGGCGACAUAAGACGGACGGAAAUCUUUGGCUCCACGGCCACGAUAAUCACCACAUGAUUCAACAAGACACCUCUUUGAGUGAUGAAGAAUAAGAAUGAGGUGAUGAAGAAUAAGGGCACAAAUAAUCAACCUUUGAUGUUGUUGUUGGAUAGACUGUCAAAGUAUUUUAGACUGUGGAGCAUCGCAGUUGAAAAUCACAUCUGGCAUUCACUUUUGGCCCAAAUGUGCAAUCAUUGAUAACCUUAUCCUCCUGUGAAUACAUCUGGCAGCACGGCUUAAUGCUCAACUAUGCAGCAAAGAGCUACAGUAUUCACACACGCUCUUUUAAUGAAUCCAAUAAUAUCUCUAAUGUCAAGACAUAUUAUUUAACUAGGUUUCUCUCUCAUUUUAUAAUGUGUUUAAGAGGCCUAGCCAAAACAACACUGCCAUUCCUUUCACACGAUAUGCGUGAUGAAACAUAUCAUAAGA
Molecule: messenger RNA, 4363 nt
Organism: Gadus chalcogrammus (walleye pollock)
Lineage: Eukaryota; Metazoa; Chordata; Actinopteri; Gadiformes; Gadidae
Product: cdc42 effector protein 3
Exons: 2
Coding region: 898-1500 (200 amino acids)
Source: RefSeq, a predicted model, not a curated record